ACAAAACAAAAAACCAUUAUUUAUUUAUUUUUCUCUUCCCGUUAUUUUCCUCCACGUAAAUAAUGCAGAUUGCCGACCCUCUCUUCAUGACGAACUAAUCAGGCACACUGGUUUUUCACAGAAACUGCCGUCGAUUAAUUGAUAAAAAAAAAUGCUUCGGUUGAAUGUAUACUGUUCUAUAGUCCCGAGUCCUCGACAGGGUGAUGUUGGGAGUAGUUUCCGGUCGAUAAUCCGGUGCGACAGAAAUCGGAUUAUAGCCGGGAGAAUUGCUGUCAGGGCUCUAAGAGAUGAGAUGGAUGGGGGCAAGAGUGGGGUGCCUGGUCGAAGCUGGGGUCCAGGGAUGGAAGUUGAGGUGCCAUUCGAACAAAGGCCGGUGAAUGAAUACUCAUCUCUGAAAGAAGCAUCUUUAUACUCAUGGGCUGACUUGGGUCCAGGCUCUUUUUUCCUACGUCUUGGUGGACUCUGGUUGGUAACUUUCACUGUCCUGGGAGUGCCUAUUGCAGCAGCAAGUUUCAAUCCUACAAAGGAUCCUUUACGAUUCGUCUUAGCAGCAGGGACGGGAACUCUUUUUCUUGUUUCAUUAAUAGUCCUGAGGAUUUAUCUGGGAUGGAGUUAUGUUGGCGAUAGACUUUUAUCAGCGGUCAUACCUUACGAAGAGACUGGAUGGUAUGAUGGACAAAUGUGGGUGAAGCCACCCGAGAUCCUGGCUCGCGAUAGAUUAUUGGGUUCAUACAAGGUAAAACCAGUGGUCAAGCUGCUGAAGCAGACACUGGUUGGAACAGGAGCAUUGCUAGUUGCAGCCGUUUCAUUAUUCAUUUUCGCUACCCCAGUCGAGAAUUUUAUCCAGAACACAUUUAAGGAGAACCCAUCCAACGUUUCAUCAUCAAAGAUCAACACAAAGUUCAAUAUACGGAAGGAGGAACUGUUGAGACUGCCAGUUGAUGUGAAAUCAGACGAUGAUCUAGCAGCAGCCGCAGCAGAGGCGGCCAAUGGAAGGCCAGUGUACUGCAGAGAUAGGUAUUAUCGUGCAUUGGCCGGGGGGCAAUACUGCAAAUGGGAGGAUUUACUUGAGUAAUAAUGAGGAAAAAUUGGCUGGUGUUAAGUUUUCACAUCAUGUACAAGCCCUGUGAUCUAUUUUGAUUGGACGGGGAAACUAGGGAUUUCCUUAGAUAAAAUAAUCACAGGCAAAGCAAAGAGUAGGGAACUUAAAAACUUUAUUUUCAAAAUCUUAAUGUUAAAGCAUAACAAUUAGCUAUAUUUGCAUUUUUUUAAUACAAAUACAUGAUGUGAUUGUGAUA
Messenger RNA from Olea europaea var. sylvestris, 1298 nucleotides. Its product is annotated as protein CONSERVED IN THE GREEN LINEAGE AND DIATOMS 27, chloroplastic. The transcript has 7 exons. Lineage: Eukaryota; Viridiplantae; Streptophyta; Magnoliopsida; Lamiales; Oleaceae. Bases 152 to 1075 code for a protein of 307 amino acids. The record is from RefSeq and is a predicted model, not a curated record.